Messenger RNA from Chironomus riparius, 1458 nucleotides. NCBI's taxonomy places the organism in Eukaryota, Metazoa, Arthropoda, Insecta, Diptera, Chironomidae. The record is from the annotation of a GenBank genome assembly.
CUGCGAUUAGCAUUUCUUUCUCUUCUGCUUUUUAUCAUUUCUGAUCGUGGACAUCAGUUGACUAUUUUUGGAGCUCAUGCAUUUGAUUAUAAUAACAAUCCGAACGUGACUCAGCAUGUCUUUAGUGAGUCAAUGGUGAACUACAGGAAGACAUUUAAUAUAACUUAUGGACAGCAGAAGAAGAUGCAUUGGCUGAGGAUUAUUUUAAUGCACGAGUCUUAUGCAUGCUAUAAGAAAACUAGCGAUGACAUUUUACAUCCGGAAAUGCAGAAAAUCAUCAAAAAUGACGGACAAGAAAAGUUUGAUUUAAUUAUUAUGGAAUGUGCAUUUUGUCAGCUGGCACUGCUUGCUGAGAUUCAUGACUGUCCAAUAGUUAAGUUAACAGCAUCCGAACCAAGUGUUGCCAGUCAUUCAAAUAUUGGAAAUGACGUAAAUCCAGCAAUUUAUUCAGACUCAACUCGAUUCCCAUAUUUACAUGGCAAAAUGACAUUUUUGGAAAGGCUUAGUUCCGUUUUUUAUCACUUUGCAUAUUUAUGCUCAUUUUCAAUUCCAAACUACAUUUAUUACAUGCAGAAAAUUGAAAAGGAACAUCCAUUUCCGGGUAUAACAAAAUAUGCUCAUGAAGUCUACAACAGUCGACUGGCACUCAUGAUAGCCAAUACAAGUCCUGAAUUUGGACAUGUCCGUGCAUUGUCACCUUAUACAAUUCAAAUUGGAUUCUUUCAUGUUGAGGAACCGAAAGAAUUGACGAAUUUUGAGGUUAAGAACUAUCUUGACUCAUCCAAAAAUGGUGUCAUUGUCAUGAGCUUCGGAUCAGCUAUCAAGACAGCAGACAUUGGAACUGAAAGUAUCGAAAAGUUCUUGAAAGCUUUCAAUCAAACCAGUUACAACAUCUUGUGGAAGUUCGAUGAACCAAUUGAUCCACAAAUAAUACCAAAAAAUGUCAAAUUGACCAACUGGAUGCCACUUUCUGAUGUCUUAGCUCAUCCAAAUGUUAAAAUUAUCAUUCAUCAUGGUGGACUGUUGACUUCCUAUGAAGCUAUUGCUCGGGAAGUUCCACAAAUUAUUUUCCCACUCGUCUACGAUGAAGGCGCAAAUGCAAAGCUUCUGGCUGACCGACAAGUUGCCAUUGAUCUAGAUUUGGAUGACUUUGAUGAAUUCAGAUUGAUUCAAGCUAUUAGAGAUGUAUCAGCACCACUUUUUAAAGAUAAUAUUAAGCAGUUGAGGACACUAGCUUAUGAUCAACCAAUGAACAAGAAAGAUUUGGCAGUUUUUCAUAUUGAAAAAGUCAUUAGACAUAAAGGAAGGAAUCGACAUAAUAUGAAUGUUGACAAUACUGUUAGAUAUUUAUUUGAUAUGUACUUGCUGCUAUCUUUUGUUAUAUUCCUGAUGACUGCUAGCUGUUAUAUAAUUUUAAGAAAAUUUUAUUUGAAUUUUGAUAAAAUAAAGUCUGAAUAA